This is a messenger RNA of Oldenlandia corymbosa var. corymbosa, 1165 nucleotides long. NCBI's taxonomy places the organism in Eukaryota, Viridiplantae, Streptophyta, Magnoliopsida, Gentianales, Rubiaceae. The record is from the annotation of a GenBank genome assembly.
GCUACCUAGUUUUGGCGCCUUGGAUUUCGUACCCCAAAAUUCUCUCCCAACACCUUUUUCUACAAUGGAAGUCCUGUUCCGAUAAUUCUCAAAAGGAGCAAAACAUGGCGGAGGAAGAGCAGGGUCCGGCGGUUCCUUAUCUCUGCCGGCUGCUCGAAGCAUUCAAAGGAAGAGAAGUGCCGCGGCCGAAAAACAAGAUGAUUAUCGGCGAGGCAGAAGGGGAAGACGAAGCUGAUGUCAACAUCGCGGCCGCCGGUGGUGACAGUGGCGGUGAACAGGAUAAUCCGGAGUCGGAGGAAGAGGAGGAAGCUCUUCCAAUUGGUGUUAAAAUUAGGAGUUUGGGAACAGGAAGCGAGAGGAUAUACCACUAUGAAGCUUUCACCUACAAUGGGAAUUCCUUCCAUAUUGAUGAUCCUGUGUAUUUAGUACCUGAUGAACCAAAUGGGAAGCCUAGGGUGGCUAUAAUCAAGAGCAUUGCCCAGAAACCUGAUCAGAAGCUUGUUGUAACUGGGCGAAUGUUGUAUCGCCCUGGAGAGGCACAAAGGGCAAAUUUUGGAUGUUGGAAACCCCGUUCCAAUAGAGAAGUGUUUUACAGUUUUCACCUGGAAGAGUUCCCUGCAGAGCGAGUCAUGCACAAAAUUGUACUGCAUUUUAUACCCCGGAACAAGCAGAUUCCUCUCCGUGUGCAGCAUCCGGGUCUCAUUGUGCAAAGCAUUUAUGACACAGAACUGAAGCGGUUAUACAACCUGAGAGAAAGAAGUCUUGGAGAGAGAAGACAAAAUGAAAUUGAUCUCUUAAUUCAGAAUACGACAUCCCGCCUAGGAGACCUUCCUGACCUUGAGCUAGAUGAUGAAGGUAUGCCUAAGAGUUGAAGAAACACGAAUUUGAGAAUACUGACAUGGUUUUAGGUAUUAAUGUAGCAAAUUCUUAGCGUCUGCUUCUGGCUUUGUUGAUCCACUAUUGGUGUUGCUUUAGACCUUUAGUGUCUUUUAGAUGCAUAAACAGAAUAUGUUUGUGCGAUGUACAUCUAGAGUUCUAGACAGACUAGACUGCAGGUUGAUGUAAAUUUUGAUGCCAGCUAGUACCUUAAGAAACAGGUUGACUUUAGGAAAUGGCAGUAUAAUUUAACUGAGAUGAAAUUCAAUGGAAAAAUGCCAACUGUUAC